This is a messenger RNA of Varanus komodoensis (Komodo dragon), 4207 nucleotides long. It is a transcript of the gene MAP7, whose product is annotated as microtubule associated protein 7. The transcript has 18 exons. Gene Ontology annotation, biological process: microtubule cytoskeleton organization. Gene Ontology annotation, cellular component: microtubule cytoskeleton. NCBI's taxonomy places the organism in Eukaryota, Metazoa, Chordata, Lepidosauria, Squamata, Varanidae. Bases 45 to 2261 code for a protein of 738 amino acids. The record is from RefSeq and is a predicted model, not a curated record.
GGCGCCGCUGGGCUGGGCGGGGCGGCUGAGCUCACCGAAGCGACAUGGCGGAGGCAGAAGCAGCGGCCGGUAAGAAGAGCGACGGGGCUCCCUCUGCCCGGCCAGUAUCUGAAAGCUCCAAAUUACAAGACAAAAAAGCUGCUUCAUCUAGUCGCCCUCUAUCUGGCACUCUAGGGCAGAACAUAAACAGCACCGGAACCAAGCCAGACUCUGCACCUACACUGAAAGUUGAUGAAAGACUGCGAGUUGCCCGAGAACGGAGAGAGGAACGGGAAAAGCUAUUAGCCGCAAGAGAAAUUGCCUGGUUAGAAAAAGAAGAGAGAGCAAGGCAAUAUUAUGAGAAACACUUAGAAGAGCGCAGAAAGAAAUUAGAAGAGCAGAGGCUGAAAGAAGAACGGAGGCGAGCUGCAGUUGAGGAAAAACGAAGACUGCGAAUUGAAGAGGACAAGGAGCGCCAUGAAGCUGUCGUGCGCCGUACAAUUGAGAGGAGCCAGAAGCAGAGGCAAAAGCAAAAUAGGUGGUCCUGGGGAGGGACACUUCAUAGCAGCAGUGGCAUUAAUAAUACAGAUCCAGACAGGCGAUCUGUUUCAACAAUGAACCUUUCGAAACAUGUUGAUCCAGUCAUUAACAAGCGGCUGUCCUCCUCAUCUGCAACAUUACUAAAUUCUCCAGACAGAGCUCGACGCCUGCAGCUAAGUCCAUGGGAGAGCAGCGUUGUUAGCAGACUCCUGACGCCCACACAUUCCUUCUUGGCCAGAAGUAAAAGUGCAGCAACCUUGUCGGGAGAUGCAGUCAUCCCCAUUUGUCCUCGUUCAGCGUCUUGCAGCCCCAUCAGCCCUCUCUCCUUCAAGGCCAUAAGCUGUCGAAAUUCAGCAGACAGAGCAAAACUCUUUGGCACAACGCCUGAUGUGAGGCGUCGGAGGCAGACACAUUCGGCAGGGAGUAACAGAAAAGAAAAGGAAAGGGGAAUUUCAUUGUCUCAUUCUUCCUCUGGCAAAAAAAGAGCUCAUUCACCUACCUUCAGAAGUAAAUCAUCUCCUUGGCAUGUUUCUGGAUCGUUUCCUCUUUUGCCUGGAGUACCCAAGAAGAUAACACAUGGAUCAUCCAGAUUUUCUUCUACUCAGCCACGCCCUCCUUCACCUGGCAACAUUCGCCCUGUUAAAAAUGAGCGCAAAUUGGAAAGUGAUAAAAAGGAAAUACAACAGGAAGUUGAGAAAACAAAUGAGGAAAAGGUAGACCCUGGAAAGACAGCUUCAAAUCCCAGAGCGCUUGCAAAUGAAGAAGGGCUUCCUUGUAAACCAGAGACAACACAAACUGCCGCUUCAAGUCCACCCUCUGCCGUUCCAGCUGCUUCACCCUCUUCAGCCUCUGGCAGGCCUUCUGCUGGCACAACAGACCCAGAAGAAGCAACCAGGUUGCUCAGUGAAAAAAGACGACUGGCCCGAGAACAGCGAGAACGGGAGGAGCAGCAAAGAAAAGAAAGGGAAGAGACCGAAAGACAAAAGAAGGAGGAGCUGGCACAGAGGAUAGCAGAGGAGAGGGCUCGCCGAGAGGAGGAGGCCCAAAAGCAGGAAGCCGAGCGGAAGCAACGAGAAGCAGAACGCGAGCAGGAGAAGGAGGAACAGUUGCGCCAUUUGGCAGAGGAAAAGGAGCGGAAAGAAAGAGAGGAGAUGGAACAACUGCAGAAGCAGAAAGAAGAGGAAGCUCGGUUACGAGAAGAGCGGAUUCGGUUAGAACGUGAAAAGCAUUUCCAAAGGGAAGAACAGGAGCGCUUAGAAAGGAAGAAGCGCCUUGAGGAAAUUAUGAAAAGAACUAGGCGAACGGAAGCUGCAGAAAAAAAAUCAAAUGAACAACAAAAUGGAGAUAUAGCAAAAGAGUCAGCCAUCAGCCCCACCUCGGCAUUAAGCCCUGCGAUGGGCUCUCAGGGUCAGCGUGUCCCAGAAUCUCCAUGCAACGGCGAAAUGGUGGCCCGUACCCAUGUGCUCCUUUCUCAUCAGCCCACAGCAAAUCUGGACAGUAAUCUCAACCCAGGAAAACAUCAAAAUGAAAAUGGAGUGACUAUGCAGGAUGAAAAUUUUGAAGAGCUCAUCAGCUUACCUGUGGGGACAAAACCACCCAGGCUGGAUGCCUUGGAUAAUGAUAAGAAAGAAAGCUCUGACAUUCCUUUUACUCCCAUUUUGGCCUUUGAAGAGACGGGGACGCUAGGGCCAUUGCCUCAGGUAGAUAAUGUUCAAACACAUCAAACAGCAGAAGUUGUUUGAUCUCAGCUUAUGAAUUACCAAAGGCUAAGUAGAAGCCUCUGCAGCCAAUGGAGUUCCUUCCAUGCCAUGAAGGAGUGUUGUACUUUUUGCACUCUUGAAUUUUCUAACCAUUUCUGGGACAUCUUUUUUUCCCCAAAAGACCGUAGUAAAGCCAGCAGAAGAAUUUAUUGGGAAGAGACUCAGAUUAACAGGCUAUCAAAUAUAUCUCACCACUAGGAGAAUCAUGUUUCAUAUUUAAUAAAUUGCUUUUAUUCAGCAAAUUCCUUUGGUUAGCAUAAUGGAUAUUUUCUGCAUUCAAGUGGAUUCUAACAAUAACAGCUGAUUGGGAUUAAUGGACCUGUUGGUUUGGCUUUGUUUUGAAGAUGAGUGUAUGUAAAAUCAGCAAAGAAUACAUUUUACUGAUUGAAUACUUGAAAAGUAAAUGCCCCUCUGCUCUACAAGUAGGGCUACUGGGGUGUUUUUUUUAUUUGAACCUGUUGGUUUAAAUAUUAUUGCAGAGAACUCUUAAUUAUGGGGGCAAAAUAUAGGCUUCUGUAUCAGGUUCUUGUAAAUGUAACUUCUACAUGAACAUUCUGUAUAUUUAGGCGUCACUACUGUCUUCUUCCAUUUUCUUUAAAAAAAUAAAGUAACACGGCAGGUUUUAAAAUGUGAACAAUUGAAAGCAUUAUUUUUUCAUGGAUGAAAUGAAAACCUGUUGUUAUCCUAGAUAAUGUAUUUAUUAAUUUUGUUCAGUACAAAAUAAAUCAUAGAAAAAUGUGGUGAAAACAACACUGCAGACUUGAAUUUUCUUAGCUUCCGCUUUCUUAAGGCAAUGCAAGGCAUAAAACAAUGCCUUCUGGAUCAAUGUGCUCCAUUCAGCCCUGUGACUUAUCUCCAGACUUGAAACAUUAAGGAACAAAGCAGAUUGAAUGGUCCCCGAGGUUUGUAAAGACUCCUAGCACAACCAGACCAGUUAUUUUGGAUAUCUUACAACAGAAUUUGGUGAACUGGUUCAGCUGAUCCUAUCAGUGGAACUGGGAAAGGGGCAAUUCUGUCUCUGGGCAUCCUCAAAAUCUGCUCCAGAGGACUGAGGGCCUGUCUGGAGCAGGUUUCCAGAAGGCAGAAGGAGAGGGGACCUACAGGGACUGGAACUGUGGGAGAACAUCCACUCAGUUAGAUUCUGCUCAUAAUGCUUGGCAGUGCAGGCCAAACUGGGUGGUUGGUAAGCAGGUACUGUAAAGAAUUGAAAAAAAAUUCCAGGGCUUCUUUCUAUUGAGCUACAGGACAGAAGCCUGCCAGGUGUCACACAGCAGAUUUGCUUACUGCUAGCCUCCCCAAUUCCUGAGCCAAUGUGGCCCUUGAGUUAGAAAAGAUAUCCCACCCCUUUCCAAUAGCAAUGCCAUCUAGGACUGGCUAUUCCAGAAGGGAGCAAAGGAAGGUCACCAGUUCAAGGGUGAGCUUCUUGCCUCUUCGCGCCUGAAAUCUAUUUCCACCAUCUGACCGGUUUGUGCUCUCUAGUAUCUUGCAUCUGCUGUUGCUUGUAGCUUAGCUUUUCUUUAAAUUAUACACAGCCCUGUUAGAGGUGGCUGUCAUUAAAUUUGCACUUUGCAGUGCUGCUGAAGCUGGAUAAUGAUGCUAUGCCAGUUUAAGUCAAAACGAGUGCUUCUUGCUGAUUUCCAGUUCAAUAGGCUGUCAGUUACCCAUGUAGCAGGGAAUCCACCUCCCCAGGGAUGUUUGUCAUAAAGAGAAGUCAAAUGCAAAACAUUUCAACUACUGUUAUUUACAGGUUGUGUAUCAUUUCACAGAAAAUUAUACCAGCUAUGUUAGACAUUAAGUCAACAAUGUUUUCUGAGCAAAAGCAAAUUUUAGGAGGAGGAACAAAAACCAGUCAAUAUUUUAAUAUUUGAUUGUGAUACUGCAAAACAAAUUAUUUUUCUAUUUUCUGUGCUUCUUGUACAUAGCUACUG